AUGGCGACAACAGUGCAACAAUGUAUGGAUUCUUCCAUGGUUUGGUUGGCCAUGUACUUUUUCUUGAAUCUUGGCCUCACGCUCUACAACAAGGUCAUCAUGGCCAUGUUCCAAUUUCCCUUUCCUUGGGCUUUAACAGCAAUUCAUACUCUUUGCGGUACCAUUGGUUCUUAUAUUUUCUGGAAAGCUGGUAUUUUUAAACCUGCAAAACUGGGCGAAAGAGAGAAUAUGGUCAUGCUGAUGUUCUCAGUAUUGUAUACGAUCAAUAUUGCUAUUAGCAAUGUUUCUCUUAAUCUAGUAACUGUACCUUUUCAUCAAGUGGUUAGAGCAAUGACACCCGUGUUUACAGUCAUGUUGAACGUUCUAUUCUUGAAAAAAACAUAUUCUGGUAUGGUUUAUACAUCACUUGUACCUGUGAUUGCUGGUGUCGCAUUUGCUACUUUUGGAGACUACAACUAUACUGCCAUGGGUUUUAUAUUAACAGUGUUGGGUACAGUGUUGGCAGCCAUCAAAACCGUGGUUACAAAUCGUGUUCAAGUUGGACGUCUCAAGCUUCACCCAUUGGAUUUAUUAUUGCGCAUGUCUCCUUUGGCUUUCAUUCAAACCAUGCUCUAUUCAUACGCCACUGGUGAAAUGGAACUCGUGCAAGAGUAUUUUCAAACAAAACUUACAACAACCGCUUUCUUUGCUUUAUUGCUGAAUGGUGUUAUCGCUUUCUUUUUAAAUGUCGUGAGUUUCACUGCCAACAAAAAGACAUCUGCUUUGACCAUGACAGUUGCAGGUAAUGUGAAGCAAGUGCUCUCCAUUGUUUUAGCAGUAAUUAUUUUCGAUCUGAGUAUUACAGCAACAAAUGGAUUGGGUAUCGUAUUGACAUUGGCUGGUGGUGCUUGGUACAGUAAUGUGCAAUUAAAUGAAAGCCGCAAAAAGGCCAAGCUGCUGGGUGGCGAUUCUUUGUUGGGUAUGAACGACAAAAAUGAGAGUGAACUUUCCAAUAUCAAGACACACAAAUAA
Mucor velutinosus is the source of this 1011-nucleotide messenger RNA. It is a transcript of the gene HAM1, whose product is annotated as nucleoside triphosphate pyrophosphohydrolase ham1. The transcript is spliced from 6 exons. Gene Ontology annotation, molecular function: antiporter activity. The record is from RefSeq and is a predicted model, not a curated record. Lineage: Eukaryota; Fungi; Mucoromycota; Mucoromycetes; Mucorales; Mucoraceae. Gene Ontology annotation, cellular component: Golgi apparatus. Bases 1 to 1011 code for a protein of 336 amino acids.